CUUUCUGCGCAUUUACCUAAAGGAAAAAUUUUCCUACUCCUUAUUUUGCAUUCGCCGCCAUUAGAGCAGGUGGACUACCAGCGGAGCAGGACUAGGACAUAACGAGCGACAGCACAGAGCACGCAGCCCGACCCUCCACACAAGCAGCAGGAGGGCUCAUUUACAACUAAGCAGAAUGCGGCCGGGCACAGCACAACCCAGCACCACGCCGCCCGCCCCGCCCAGCUCCGUGAUCAGCGACACCCACACACAGCAGCCGCCAAACGACAUCUCAGCACCCGCCGACGAUGUGAUAAACAGCCUGUUCACAAAGGAGCCCCUAGACAUGGACCUGCUCACCGAGCUCUUGGGAUCCCUGGACGGUACUGCGGCCAGCACGCCAACAAUGAACUCUGUGGGGGUGAAUGCUGACGAUGCCAUGGAGCUGGGAGGCAUUACCACAGCAGCUGUGCUUGACGGUCUACGAUCGCUGGAUGAGUUUGAGCGCCAGGCUGCGAUCCAUACUGACGGCUAUACACACGAGACCGUGAGCCAUACGCCAAUUGACGAAGGCGAACUAGCAGACUCCAUCCUGAGGGCUGCGAACUCAGCCGAGCUGUCGGCUGCGCUGGAGCAGCUAUACUGGGGGUCGUUGGAGGUGCCGGCUGUGGAUCCAAUGGCGACAACGCAUGGAGGCAUGUGGCCUGGAUCGCCACAGAUCGAUGCCAGCAUGGGAUCGGCUGCCGUGUGGCCCAGCAACGCGACGGAGUGCAGUCGGGAUGAGCCCAUGGACGACGAGACAGACGACGAGAACCCGCUGGAGCUCGAAGAACUGUCGUUGUUCUCGCUGUUCCUCAGCGACAUGAAGGCAUUUGAGGGAUUCCUGGAUAAGCUCAGCCUCAACCAGCUGCGCCAGUGUGCUGCAACCGUCAACAGCGUGCUGGUGAGGCGCGAGAAUGCGGUGAACGAUCCACCACCUCCAAAGCAGCCACGGAUUGUCCAGAAGCGGCCCAGUCCGAUCGGUAUCUCAGUCGAGGCAAGUCGGCCCUGGCGAAAAACACCCAAUGGAGGCAGUUCAGACGAUGCAUUACCAGUUACUACAUUGUCGCUGUUGCGCGAAUGGCUGCCUCCGUCAACCGCCGACUGCGUGAUUACUGCUCUGCAAGCAGCAAACCUGACAAACCCCACAGCAGCCCGUCCGCCAGCACGCCAAGCAGCAGCAGCAGUCAGCAGCAUCAAAGCGUCGGCGACCCAGCAGCGCACCCGCGCCGAUUCGAGCCAGGCUGCCAGCGAUGUGACAUUGGAGACCGAUCCCGAGGGCGUUCCAUGGAUGAUAUUCUCGUAUGUGCAGAAAGGCAAGCCAAAAUGGCACCGUAUCCGCAUUGACAGUUUUCAAAAGAACAACUGCGUGUACCCGCGCGCCAACUGCCACGAAUCGGCCUACACUGGCAACCGGUGGGACUACGAGACCACAUGCAAUGAGCUGCUGUCGGGGCGUCGCGGGCUACUGCAGUCUGCGGUGAACAAGUACCGGGACAAGGUCGAGGGUCACAAGAGCCGACGGAUCACGAGGCUGGAGAAGUCGGAGCGCAGUCAGAGGAGCAAGCCAGGCAAGCGGCCGCUGGCAAAACCACCGAGGCAGCGGGUCGAGAAGCGGCCGAGGGUGGAGGGUGCAGAUCCGACUGUUUUGGCUGCGUUCUCGGCUGCCGGGACGUCGGCGGCGGUAGCUGCAGCCGUGGCCAAUGCAGUCAGUGAGCUGCCACGGACGUUGUCGUUGCCGCAGAAUGGGGCGCCGUCGACAUCGGCUCCGGUAACACCUGCGCCUGCAUCAGUGCAAAGCGCCCAGCAUCUGACAGUCAGCCUUUUCGUCAACAACCAGUUUAUGCCCAUCGACGUGGACAUCAACUUUAGCAAAAUCGACGAUAAUACAGAGGUCGAGGAGCCGCGGCCCGGGGAUCAGCAGCAGACGACGCCUGAGGCAUGGGCGCGAAAGAGGGCAGAGCGCGAACAGUUUAAGCAGGACCAUGCUGUGUUCCCGCGUGUGCUGGAUCUCGAACACUCCCGGUACGGCGGCAUGCCGGGUCGGUGGGAAUUUGAGCUGACAUGCAACGAGAUGGCGUGGAAGCUGGCGCUUCUCAAUGACCGGCUGAGGUACCGGAUGCCGCUGAUUCAAAAGUGCAUCGACACGUAUCGGACAAAAUUCGCUCAGCCGCCGCAUGUGUCGGUGCGGUUCUACGAUCUAUGGAUCCCGCGGCCAGGCCGCCGCAGACUGGUGGCUGUUUCCAGGGAUGCAGAGGUCGUCGAUCAAGCGACAGCAGUGUCGCACAACACAUCGCUGGGCUCGGUCCCGAUCCAGCAGGCGAAGGCUGAAGGGAAUCCAACGAAGGAGGCCGUGGUGGUAACGCACGUCGGCCAGCAGUACUGGAUCAGAGACGGCUGCAAGACUGAGGAUCGUGCGACCAAAGUCAUCACAACCAUCCUCGCAUGCGUCAUCGGGUACAUCAUUGCAGCCUUCCAACAUGUUUCGAUCCGGCCUAGCAGUGUGCGGCCGCCGAUAGUUCAGACCCCGCAGGUGCGCCCAUUGCCUCGCCCACAGGUGCCUCCAACGCAGCAGCAGCCACAAAAACAGCAAAAGCAACAGCAGCAGCAGCAGUUUACCAGUUGCGAGCCCUGUGUCUCGGCCACAGGUGCGUCCAGCAGCGCGGCCACGUCCACCCCAGCCGCGACCAGCGCCAGCGCCAGCACCUACAGCGACCAGCUCCCGCCCGCGACCCCACCCGCCCCAGCACCAUCCACGGCCGCUGCCAGCGCACACAACCGCACGCUCCAGUGCGGCUCCUGCCCCACGGCCACCGGCAGCGACACCCCCAGGGUCACCUGCUCGCGCAACAUCCGGUCCGCGAUCGAUAGCGCCGGCCCCAGCACCAGCGCCAAGGCGCAGGUUGCGGCCAGUGUGCUGACGGACGUGCUGCGAAGGUUCGCCAAGACUGAUCCAGCGCUGGCGCAACUGACCAGUGUGCUGAAGGAGCCGCAGGGAGGCCCAGUGCGGAGCGCCAGUGAGGAAGAGGAGCCGCUGGAUGCCAAGGUCGCGGAGCUGGAGAAGCUGCUGACUGAGCUUCAGAAAUAG
This is a messenger RNA of Linderina pennispora, 3106 nucleotides long. RefSeq lists its product as uncharacterized. The coding region runs from base 176 to 3106 and encodes 976 amino acids. NCBI's taxonomy places the organism in Eukaryota, Fungi, Kickxellomycota, Kickxellomycetes, Kickxellales, Kickxellaceae. The transcript is spliced from 14 exons. The record is from RefSeq and is a predicted model, not a curated record.